AUGGGCACGCCAAAGCGCAAGCGCGACGAACAGGUGCCGCGCCGCUUCUCGACGUUUGUCGAGGCGGCGACGCUCUACCAUACCAUGACGUCGGCGUCGUUUACGACAUUUCCAAAGUUUUAUACGAUUCCCAACGAGCACCCGUGGCCGGGGCACCUCCGGGGCACAAAGCUCAACACGGCUCAAGUGCGCACCCACUACAAGAACGGAACGCUGCACCCCGAGACGAUUGCGGCGCUCACCGCGAUCAACUUUGUCUUUGACGUCAACGAGCUCAAGUGGGAGCUCAAGCUCAUCGCCCUCCAGACGUACAAGGGUCUCCACGGUGACCUUUGCAUUCCGCAGGACUUUCGCGUCCCAUUCAACGACGCGGCGUGGCCGCGCGACCUCUGGGGCAUGCGCCUCGGCCUCGCCGUGCGCAGCAUCCGCCAAAAGACCGACGUGCAGUCGCCGCGCUAUGCACAGCUCUCGGCCAUGGGCUUUGUCUGGAACGUGCUCGAGCUCAGCUGGGACACGAAGCUCCUCGCACUGCGCACGUACAAGGCACUCCGCGGUGACCUCCUCGUCGCGUACAGCUUCAAGGUGCCGUCGGACUCGCAUCACUGGCCGCCCGAGACGUGGAAUCUCAAGCUCGGGCACGCCGUGCACAACAUUCGUCAAAACGCCGACGAGAUGGCGCCGGAGCGCAAGGCGCAGCUCGUGGAGCUCGGGUUUGUGUGGGACUACCUCGAGCUCAGCUGGGAGGCCAAGGUGACCGCGCUCCGUGCGUACAAGACCGCGCACGGCCACCUCAAUGUUCCGUACGGUUAUAUCGUGCCCAAGCAUGGCGUGGAGUGGCCCAAGGACGCGGGUGGCAUGAAGCUCGGCCACGCCGUGCACAACAUCCGCCAAAACACCAAGGAGCUCUCGCAGGCUCGAAAAGACCAGCUCAACGCGAUCGGGUUUGUGUGGCACUCGGUGACGCUAACUUGGGACAUGAAGCUCCUCGCGCUCCAGGUGUACUUUCGCCGGUUUGGCAAUCUGCACGUGCCAGAGACGUUCCGCGUUCCCAAGGACGAUGCCGAGUGGCCCAAGAAAAUGUGGCACAUGCGCUUGGCGGACGUCAUCGCAGACCUCCAGCGCAACCGGUCGGUCUUGACGCCCAAGCAGCUUGACGCGCUCGAUACACUCGACUUUGCGUGGCCGACGACCGACGACGAUGCGGAUGACGACGAGAUGGACGGCGCGGCGAGCAGCGAAGGCGACGAGUGCUACGAGUCGCUUUCUAUUUGCGACGGGUUUCCGCUUGUGAAGCGCCUCCGCCACCUCCACGUCGGCGCGGCGUAG
Messenger RNA from Saprolegnia parasitica CBS 223.65, 1326 nucleotides. RefSeq lists its product as hypothetical. The coding region runs from base 1 to 1326 and encodes 441 amino acids. Lineage: Eukaryota; Oomycota; Saprolegniomycetes; Saprolegniales; Saprolegniaceae. The record is from RefSeq and is a predicted model, not a curated record. The transcript has a single exon.